Messenger RNA from Anolis carolinensis (green anole), 1958 nucleotides. RefSeq names its product Rab geranylgeranyltransferase subunit beta (gene rabggtb). Gene Ontology annotation, cellular component: Rab-protein geranylgeranyltransferase complex. NCBI's taxonomy places the organism in Eukaryota, Metazoa, Chordata, Lepidosauria, Squamata, Anolidae. Bases 16 to 1122 code for a protein of 368 amino acids. Gene Ontology annotation, molecular function: Rab geranylgeranyltransferase activity. Gene Ontology annotation, biological process: protein geranylgeranylation. The transcript has 9 exons. The record is from RefSeq and is a predicted model, not a curated record.
GAUACCUGGACAGCUAUGACGGGGUCCUCGUGCACAGGAGGCGGACAAGUGCCUUCUUUGCGCCCCGCCCUUUCACGCGACGUCCGCGCGCAGGCGCAGAGGGCUGGUUGCAACGGAUGUGCCAACAUGGGAACACCACAAAAAGAUGUCAUAAUAAAAAAUGAUGCACCAGCUACAUUGUUCUUAGAAAAGCAUGCAGACUACAUAGCUGCUUAUGGAACGAAGAAAGAUGAUUAUGAAUACUGUAUGUCAGAAUAUUUAAGAAUGAGUGGCGUUUAUUGGGGAUUGACAGUAAUGGAUCUUAUGGGACAGCUGCAUCGUAUGAGCAAAGAAGAAAUUCUGGAAUUUAUUAAAUCAUGUCAACAUGAAUGUGGGGGAAUAAGUGCCAGCAUAGGUCAUGAUCCUCACCUUUUAUAUACCCUUAGUGCUGUCCAGAUUCUAACUCUUUAUGACAGUCUCCAGGUUGUUGAUGUAAAUAAGAUUGUAGAAUAUGUGAAGAAGCUGCAAAAGGAGGAUGGAUCAUUUGCUGGAGAUAAAUGGGGAGAAGUAGAUACAAGGUUUUCUUUUUGUGCAGUUGCAACAUUAGCCCUUCUGGGCAAACUGGAUGCCAUUGAUGUGGACAAAGCAGUAGCAUUUGUAUUGUCCUGUAUGAACUUUGAUGGAGGGUUUGGUUGUAGACCAGGAUCUGAAUCUCAUGCAGGACAGAUCUAUUGUUGCACAGGAUUUCUGGCCAUAACUGGCCAGCUGCAUCAAAUUAAUGCUGAUCUACUAGGCUGGUGGCUUUGUGAACGUCAGUUACCAUCUGGAGGGCUAAAUGGAAGGCCAGAGAAGUUGCCAGAUGUAUGCUAUUCCUGGUGGGUGCUGGCAUCUUUGAAGAUAAUUGGCAGGUUGCAUUGGAUUGACAGAGAGAAAUUGUGCAGCUUUAUUUUGGCCUGUCAGGAUGAGGAGACUGGAGGAUUUGCUGACAGGCCAGGAGAUAUGGUGGAUCCAUUUCACACCUUGUUUGGAAUUGCUGGACUAUCAUUAUUGGGAGAAGAACAAAUCAAGCCAGUAAAUCCUGUGUUUUGUAUGCCUGAAGAGAUCCUUCGAAGAGUAAAUGUACAACCAGAACUUGUGAGCUAGGUGUUAAUAUGUACAACCUUCCCGUAAUGGCUGCUUUCAAUUUUUCCAUCAGAAGACAUUUCUAAAUGUGUUUACAUGAUAAAUCACCACUUUACUGUAAGCGCUAUGAAUUUAUAUGUGGAGUGUAUCCAAAGUAAAUAAACAUUGUUACAUGUGCUUGAGGUUUUCAAUAACAGAUGUAUAUAACACAUUUAAAUUGUCUUUAUAAAUAUGUCUGCCUCUUGGCUAGGCUCCAGUCAUGUUCCAUCAAAACACUAUUAGGCACAGUAGAUGAAUACUUGAAUUGUGACUUUCUAUUUAUGACACAAUCAUUUGCUCUUCUUGGUCUUAGCAUGUACUGAGCAAUGAAUUGUCCUCAACACUUUGUAUUGGGAAAAAAUUACUUGUUUUUGCCAGUGACACUUUAUGCACUUGAGUUUUUGUUUAUGAUCUAUAGUUUUUUAUCCAGUUUCAAUCACAUUUUCUUGUACUACAUGAAGGUAGAAAUUUUAUGUUACUAGUGGCAUACUUUAAUGAAGGUUAUAAUUGCAUUCUUGAUGUCUCUUGAUUUAAACCAAUGGCCUUGCUUAAUUCCUCAGUUUGUUCCUUUGAUUUAAGGUAUUUAUUGUAACUGAUGAAUCCCAAUUUUAGUAGCACUUAACACUAGUUGUACAGUCUAAAAUAAAGCUAUAGAACAAAAUUGUUUUCUAUAGGAUGAAUUAUCUGCUUUUGCUGGAACACUAGAAGUGCCUCCAUUUCACAUUUGUCACAUUUGUGCAUUUAUAACUUAACUGAGAUCUUAAAUAUAAAAUGGGAUUCUGCUUGAAAUAAAUUAAAGGAAAUUGUAAAUGCUUAAA